AUGAAUAGGAAAACACAUCUAUAUACACACUUUAUCUAUCUAUCUAUCUAUCUAUCUAUCUAUCUAUCUAUCUAUUAUUUUUUUCUUUCUUGCUUGCUUGUUAUUUUCUUUAUUUUUUGCCUCUUUCUUUUUUUCUUGUCAUUUUCUUUUUUUUUGUAUCUUUCUUUUUCUUUCUGUCUUUCUUUUUUCUUGUUUAUGAUUUCUUUAUUUUUUGGCCUCAAUUUUUUCAUUCUUUUUUACUUGCUGAUCAUUGGCUGCAAUUUUUUUUUCUUUCUUUUCUUCUAUGUUAUAUUCUUUAUAUUUUGUAUCUUUCUUUUUCUUUUCUUUCUUUCUUUCUUUCUUUCUUUCUUUCUUUCUUUCCUUUUCUGUCUUUCUUUCUUUCAUCCCUUUUCUUUCUUUCUUUUCUUUCUUUCUUUCUUUCCUUUCUGUCCCUUUUCUUUCAUUCUUUUCUUUCUUUCUUUCUUUCUUUUCUUUCUUUCUUUCUUUCUUUCCUUUCUUUUCUUUCUUUCUUUCUUUCAUCCCUUUUCUUUCUUUCUUUCUUUCUUUCUUUCCUUUUCUUUCUUUCUUUCUUUCAUUCCCUUUUCUUUCUUUUUCUUUCUUUCUUUCUUUCUUUCUUUCUUUCUUUCUUUCUUUUCUUUCUCUUUUCUUUCUUUCAUCCCUUUUCUUUCUUUCUUUCUUUCUUUCUUUCUUUCUUUCUUUCUUUCCUUUUCUGUCUUUCUUUCUUUCAUCCCUUUUCUUUCUUUCUUUCUUUCUUUCUUUCUGUCUUUCUUUCUUUCAUCCCUUUUCUUUCUUUCUUUCUUUCCUUUUCUGUCUUUCUUUCUUUCAUCCCUUUUCUUUCUUUCUUUCUUUCUUUCUUUCUUUCUUUCUUUCUUUCUUUCUUUCCUUUUCUGUCUUUCUUUCUUUCAUCCCUUUUCAUUCUUUCUUUCUUUCUUUCUUUCUUUCCUUGUCUGUCUUUCUUUCUUUCAUCCCUUUUCUUUCUUUCUUUCUUUCUUUCUUUCUUUCUUUUCUUUCUUUCUUUCCUUUCAUCCCUUUUCUUUCUUUCUUUCUUUCUUUUUUCUUUCUUUUUUCUUUCUUUCUUUCUUUUUCUCCUAUCUUUUCUUUCUUUCUUUUUUCUUUUUUUUUCUUUUUUUUUCUUUCUUUCUUUCUUUCAUCCCUUUCUUUCUUUCUUUUCUUUCUUUCUUUUCUUUCUUUCUUUCUUUUCUUUCUUUUUUUCUGUCUUUCUUUUCUUUCAUCCUUUUUCUUUCUUUCUUUCUUUCUUUCUUUCUCUUUUCCUUUCUGUCUUUCUUUCUUUCAUCCCUUUUCUUUCUUUCUUUCUUUCUUUCUUUCCUUUUCUGUCUUUCUUUCUUUCAUCCCUUUUCUUUCUUUCUUUCUUUCUUUCUUUCUUUCCUUUUCUGUCUUUCUUUCUUUCAUCCCUUUUCUUUCUUUCUUUCUUUCUUUCUUUCUUUUCUUUCCUUUUCUUUUCUUUCUUUCUUUCUUUCUUUUCUUUCUUUCUUUCCUUUUCUUUCUUUUCUUUUUUCAUCCCUUUUUUCUUUCAUCCUUUUUCUUUCUUUCUUUCUUUCUUUCCUUUUCUGUCUUUCUUUCUUUCAUCCCUUUUCUUUCUUUCUUUCUUUCUUUCUUUCUUUCUUUCUUUCCUUUUCUGUCUUUCUUUCUUUCAUCCCUUUUCUUUCUUUCUUUCUUUCUUUCUGUCUUUCUUUCUUUCAUCCCUUUUCUUUCUUUCUUUCUUUCUUUCUUUCCUUUUCUGUCUUUCUUUCUUUCAUCCCUUUUCUUUCUUUUUUUUUCUUUCUUUCUUUUCUUUCUUUCCUUUUCUGUCUUUCUUUCUUUCAUCCCUUUUCAUUCUUUUCUUUUUUCUUUCUUUCUUUCUUUCUUUCCUUGUCUGUCUUUCUUUCUUUCAUCCCUUUUCUUUCUUUCUUUCUUUCUUUCUUUCUUUCUUUCUUUUUCUGUCUUUCUUUCUUUCAUCCCUUUUCUUUCUUUCUUUCUUUCUUUCUUUCUUUCCUUUUCUGUCUUUCUUUCUUUCAUCCCUUUUCUUUUUUUCUUUCUUUCUUUCUUUCUUUCUUUCUUUCUUUCUUUCUUUCUUUCCCUUUUCUGUCUUUCUUUCUUUCAUCCCUUUUCUUUCUUUCUUUACUUACUAUUUUCUUUCUUUGUUGUCUGGACUUCAAUUUAUUUCUUUCUUUUUUCUUUUCUUCCUCGAUAUGUUUUUCUUUCUUUUCUUACUUCAUAUUUUCUUUCUUCAUUCAUUCAUUUAUUCAUUCAUCUUUCCAUGUUUCUUACUUUUUAUCUUUGAUUCUUUCUUUCUUUUCUAAGCCUUUUCAUUCUUUAUUACAUUUUUUAAUUUCUUCCUUGUAUUAUUUCCCUUUUAUUUUUCUUCUUCCUUCUUUAUUUUUCUUUAUUUCAUUUGUUCAUACUUUUUAUGUCUUUCUUUUCUUUUCUUUCUUUCUUUCUUUCUUUUAUUCUUUCUCUUUCUUGUAUAUCUUUUCUGUCUUUCUUUUCUUUUAUCCUUUCUUUUAUUUUAUGUUUUCUUUUCUUUCUUUCUUUCUUUCUUUCUUUAUUUCUUUAUUUCUUUCUUUCUUUAUUUCUUUCUUUCUUUCUUUCGUUAUUUCUUUCUUUCUUUCUUUCAUCCCUUUUCUGUUUUUCUUUCUUUCACCCCUUUUCUUUCUUUCUUUCUUUCCUUUUCUGUCUUUCUUUCUUUCAUCCCUUUUCUUUCUUUCUUUCUUUCUUUCUUUCUUUCUUUCUUUCCUUUUCUUUCUUUCUUUCUUUUUUUGUCUUUCUUUCUUUCUUUCUUUCUCUUUCUUGUAUAUCUUUUCUGUCUUUCUUUUCUUUUAUCCUUUCUUUUAUUUUAUGUUUUCUUUUCUUUCUUUCUUUCUUUAUUUCUUUCUUUCUUUCUUUAUUUCUUUCUUUCUUUAUUUCUUUAUUUCUUUCUUUCGUUAUUUCUUUAUUUCUUUCUUUCUUUCUUUCAUCCCUUUUCUGUUUUUCUUUCUUUCACCCCAUUUCUUUCUUUCUUUCUUUCACCCCUUUUCUUUCUUUCUUUCUUUCUUUCUUUCUUUCUUUCCUUUUCUUUCUUUUUUUUUUUCUUUCUUUCUUUCUUUCUUUCUUUCUUCUUUCUUUCUUUCUUUCUUAAAGCUUAUUUUUAAUUCCAUGUUUUCUUUUUUCUUUUUCCUUUCAACGAAAUUUCUUUCUUUUUAUUUAUUUAUUUUCUUGCUUCUUAUUUUCAUCCUUUUUCAUUUUCUUUCCACCUUGGGUCCUUUUUUCAUUCUUUCUUGUUUUUUUUCAUUCAUUCAUUCAUUCAUUCAUUCGUUCUUUCUUUCUUUCACAUGGUUAUAUUUUCUUUGUCAUUCUCCUAUCACAGCUUCAUCUAUUACAAAAACUCUGUGGUUCAUCUAUGGUAGACAGUUUCCGUGGUUAACGAGCAAAUAUAUUCGGAACUUUGCCGCACUUGUCAAGAAGUGCAGAAAGCCCAAUCAAGUCGUAUCCAUUAAUAUCUAUCUAUCUAUCUAUCUAUCUAUCUAUCUAUCUAUCUAUCUAUCUAUCUAUCGCAUUAUUUUCCUAUCUCUGCAUUUUAUAUCUAUCUAUCUAUCUAUCUAUCUAUCUAUCUAUCUAUCUAUCUAUCUAUCUAUCUAUUUCAGUAUUUUCCCAUAUCUGUUCUUUAUCUAUCUAUCUAUCUAUCUAUCUAUCUAUCUAUCUAUCUAUUUCAGUAUUUUCCCAUAUCUAUCUAUCUAUCUAUCUAUCUAUCUAUCUAUCUAUCUAUCUCAUUCAAUAUGUAUGUAUCUUUCCCAUUCUGUUCAUAUCUAUCUAUGUCUGGUCAUAUCUAUCUCGUUUAGUUCAUGUCUGUCUGUCUGUCAAUCUAUGUAA
Messenger RNA from Acanthosepion pharaonis, 3846 nucleotides. NCBI's taxonomy places the organism in Eukaryota, Metazoa, Mollusca, Cephalopoda, Sepiida, Sepiidae. The record is from the annotation of a GenBank genome assembly.